GCAGGAGAGAACAGACACAGACUCUGCUAGCGAUGCUCCGUCCUGCUCCUAUAGUUGUGAUUCAGAGAGACUGAUGGUGCCUCAGGUUAACCCCCCAACAGGUGCUGCCUUCAGCCUGCCUUCUAUAGGAUCUAUCAACUGGAACAUGGACCCUGCGACAACACAGACACUUCCUGGCCUUCAUCCUCCUCACACUCUCCUUAUGUUAAACCAGACCUCAGACAAUGCCAGUGCCUCAACACUAAAUGGCUACACAAGCCCAUUGACCAAUGACAGUAGUGGUAGUAAUGCUGUCAGCAGAUCCGGUGACAAAGAGAAGCGCUUCCCAUGUUCAUUCUGUGGGAAAGCGUUCAGUUUCCCUAAACAGGUGGAGAUCCACCAGAGGAUGCACACAGGGGAGAAACCAUUCAGCUGCCACCUUUGCCAGGCUAGUUUCUCACACUCCUCCAACCUGAAUAGGCACCAGAGGGUCCACACAGGGGUGAAACCCUUCAGCUGUACCCAGUGUCACAUGUGCUUCACCCAGGCUGGUCACAUGAAGAGGCACCAGAGGGUUCACACAGGGGAGAAACCCUUCAGCUGCCCCCAGUGUGAAAAGAAGUUCUCCCGCCAGAAUCAGCUGAAGAUGCACCUGAAGUUCCACAUGGGAUAGAGGCCUCCUACACACUGCAGGAAGAGGUUCUCAGAGAGGAGCGACCUUAGGAUACACCAGCUGACAAACCAUUCCACUCUUUAACAUAAAAGUAAUCAUUCCACUCGAUAGCUUCUGACUUUUAGAUCAAAUCCUACAUUGAAGACAAUUCAUUUUAAUUGUAGUCAGCAGAAAAGAUCCACAGUUGCAUUUGGAAUAACGAGAGUAACAGAUUUCAGUUUUGAAUUUUUCUGGGUAGAAUAUUGCAUCGAGACAAUGUGACAUAAGGCAUUUAAGCAAUUCAAAAACGUUCCAUUAUAAAUCUCAAUCUGGGUCAGGUGGGCAUCAUUUGAAAGCGUAUUAUAUUUCCAACAUGACUUGCUAAGUUCUAAAAUACGAUCUUACAGUGUUAGGCUUUGACCAUUAGAAUGGAGUCAUAUCCUCCCGGGUGGCGCAGUGGUCUAAGGUACAGCAUCGAAGUGCUAGCUGUGCCACCAGAGACUCUGGGUUCGAGCUCAGGCUCUGUCGCAGUCAGCCGCGACCGGGAGGUCCAUGGGGCGAUGUACAA
Oncorhynchus gorbuscha (pink salmon) is the source of this 1199-nucleotide messenger RNA. RefSeq names its product gastrula zinc finger protein XlCGF49.1-like. The transcript has a single exon. Gene Ontology annotation, molecular function: RNA polymerase II cis-regulatory region sequence-specific DNA binding; DNA-binding transcription factor activity. The coding region runs from base 74 to 652 and encodes 192 amino acids. The record is from RefSeq and is a predicted model, not a curated record. Gene Ontology annotation, biological process: regulation of transcription by RNA polymerase II. Lineage: Eukaryota; Metazoa; Chordata; Actinopteri; Salmoniformes; Salmonidae.